Propithecus coquereli (Coquerel's sifaka) is the source of this 6817-nucleotide messenger RNA. It is a transcript of the gene BTAF1, whose product is annotated as BTAF1 RNA polymerase II, B-TFIID transcription factor-associated, 170kDa. Lineage: Eukaryota; Metazoa; Chordata; Mammalia; Primates; Indriidae. Bases 302 to 5398 code for a protein of 1698 amino acids. The record is from RefSeq and is a predicted model, not a curated record. Gene Ontology annotation, molecular function: ATP-dependent chromatin remodeler activity; DNA binding; TBP-class protein binding. The transcript has 35 exons.
GCGUGCCGACGCCUGCGUCAGCAAAGAGCGGGGCUGGGGGUACCCGGUUUGAAGUCGUGCGGGUCGGAGGACUGCCGCCUCCGCUACAGCCUCCGACCCCUGCUCCCCGGCCGCGGCGGGGACGAGCUCGGGUAGGCGGCAGGGCAGAUGCCCGAGGGCCUGCGACGGGACGCCCCGCGCCGCACCGGCCGCUCCCCUCUGUUCCGCGGCCUGGGCCUGUGCCGCUCUGCUCUCUGGAAACUAGCGACUCAGCGGCGCGGCGCUUAGCUCGCGGAGAGCUCCGGACCGCAGGCGCCCGGCCAUGGCGGUCUCCAGGCUUGAUCGUCUAUUUAUUUUACUGGAUACUGGAACUACUCCAGUUACAAGAAAAGCUGCCGCGCAGCAACUUGGAGAAGUGGUGAAGCUUCAUCCCCAUGAACUAAAUAAUCUUCUAUCUAAAGUAUUGAUAUAUUUAAGGAGUGCAAAUUGGGAUACCCGGAUUGCAGCAGGACAAGCUGUUGAAGCUAUAGUGAAAAAUGUACCUGAGUGGAAUCCAGUGCCAAGAACCAAACAAGAACCUACUGCAGAAAGUUCUAUGGAAGAUUCAUCUACUGCAGAUCGAUUGAAUUUUGACAGAUUUGAUAUAUGUAGAUUGUUACAACAUGGUGCAUCACUCUUGGGAUCUGCUGGUGCAGAAUUUGAACUCCAGGAUGAAAAAUCAGGUGAAGUGGAUCCUAAAGAGAGGAUAGCACGCCAACGAAAACUAUUACAGAAGAAACUUGGCCUUAAUAUGGGAGAAGCAAUUGGAAUGAGUACUGAAGAACUCUUCAAUGAUGAAGAUUUGGAUUAUACCCCAACUUCAGCAGCCCUUGUAAACAAACAACCUACUCUUCAGGCAGCUGAAUUGAUUGACUCAGAAUUUCGAGCAGGAAUGAGCAAUAGACAAAAGAACAAAGCUAAAAGAAUGGCCAAAUUAUUUGCAAAACAGAGAUCCAGGGAUGCAGUGGAAACUAAUGAGAAGAGGAAAGAACUGUGGAUGAUUCAGCAGCAUCAGGAGUGGUUGGAAGACUUGGUUAUUAGACUCCUUUGUGUUUUUGCCUUAGACAGAUUUGGAGACUUUGUUUCUGAUGAAGUUGUGGCACCAGUUCGUGAAACUUGUGCUCAAACAUUAGGUGUGGUUUUAAAACACAUGAAUGAAACAGGAGUGCAUAAGACUGUGGAUGUGCUGCUAAAAUUACUUACGCAAGAACAAUGGGAGGUUAGACAUGGUGGUCUUCUGGGAAUAAAAUAUGCUUUGGCAGUCCGUCAGGUACCCUUCAUUAUAAAUACAUUAUGGGAUGCUCUUCUGGAACUAGAUGAUCUAACAGCUUCAACAAAUAGUAUUAUGACUCUUCUUUCAUCCUUGUUAACUUAUCCUCAGGUCCAACAAUGCAGUAUUCAGCAGUCACUCACAGUUUUAGUUCCACGUGUCUGGCCUUUUUUGCAUCACACUAUAUCAUCAGUUCGAAGAGCCGCAUUGGAAACUCUGUUUACGUUAUUAUCAACACAGGACCAGAACUCUUCGUCUUGGCUUAUACCUAUCCUGCCUGAUAUGCUCCGACACAUUUUUCAGUUCUGUGUUUUAGAAAGCAGUCAAGAAAUUCUGGACCUCAUUCACAAGGUUUGGAUGGAGCUGUUGAGCAAGGCUUCUGUUCAGUAUGUGGUAGCAGCUGCUUGCCCAUGGAUGGGUGCUUGGCUUUGCUUAAUGAUGCAGCCUUCUCACUUACCUAUUGAUUUAAAUAUGUUGCUAGAAGUAAAAGCGAGAGCCAAGGAAAAAACAGGUGGUAAGGUGCGCCAAGGCCAAAGCCAGAAUAAAGAAGUACUUCAGGAAUAUAUUGCAGGUGCAGACACCAGCAUGGAAGACCCAGCCACCAGGGAUUUUGUGGUUAUGCGGGCCAGAAUGAUGGCAGCCAAGUUGUUAGGAGCACUUUGCUGCUGUAUUUGUGAUCCAGGUGUAAAUAUGGUAACCCAAGAAAUUAAACCAGCUGAAUCCCUGGGCCAGUUACUGCUCUUCCAUUUGAACUCCAAAUCUGCCUUACAGAGGAUUAGUGUAGCUUUGGUAAUCUGUGAAUGGGCUGCUUUACAGAAGGAGUGUAAAGCUGUUACCCUAGCUGUGCAGCCACGUUUACUUGCUAUCCUUUCAGAACAUUUAUAUUAUGACGAAAUUGCUGUUCCAUUCACACGAAUGCAGAAUGAAUGUAAACAGCUCAUAUCAUCAUUAGCUGAUGCACAUAUUGAAGUUGGUAAUAGAGUAAACAACAAUGUUUUAACAAUAGAUCAAGCUAAUGACCUGGUCACCACUGUUUUUAAUGAAGUCACAUCAUCUUUCGAUGUAAAUCCUCAAGUGUUACAGCAGUUAGAUAGCAAACGACUGCAGGUCCAAAUGACAGUUACAGAGACCAACCAGGAGUGGCAAGUGUUGCAGUUGAGAGUACAUACUUUUGCUGCAUGUGCAGUUGUGAGUUUGCAGCAGCUUCCAGAGAAAUUAAAUCCUAUCAUAAAACCAUUAAUGGAGACGAUUAAAAAAGAAGAGAAUACACUAGUGCAAAACUAUGCAGCUCAGUGCAUAGCUAAACUACUUCAGCAGUGCACGACAAGGACGCCCUGUCCCAAUUCAAAAAUUAUUAAAAACCUCUGUAGCUCACUUUGUGUGGACCCAUAUCUAACUCCUUGUGUCACAUGUCCAGUACCAACACAGAGUGGCCAGGAAAAUUCUAAAGGAUCCAACUCAGAAAAAGAUGGAAUGCACCAUACAGUGACCAAGCACAGAGGUAUAAUUACACUCUAUAGGCAUCAGAAAGCUGCUUUUGCUAUCACAAGUAGGCGAGGUCCUACCCCCAAAGCGGUAAAAGCUCAAAUAGCAGAUCUUCCUGUAGGAAGUAGUGGAAAUAUUCUUGUUGAACUUGAUGAGAGAGAGAUAGAGUCCAUCUGUAUGCUGUUAUCCUCCAUGAUCAACAACAUGGCUUCAGCUGAAUUUUUGAAAAAUUAUUUGCAAGAUGAUACAGACUUAAAACAAUAUAUUUUAAUAGAUGGAAAGUCCCUCCUGGAAAAGGGAGAUGGCCCUGCUCAAGAAUUGGUGAAUUCUCUGCAAGUUUUUGAAACAGCAGCAGCUUCAAUGGAUUCCGAGCUUCAUCCCUUGUUGGUACAGCAUUUGCCUCAUCUUUAUAUGUGCCUCCAGUACCCCAGCACUGCAGUGAGGCACAUGGCCGCUCGUUGUGUAGGCGUCAUGAGCAAAAUAGCUACCAUGGAAACAAUGAAUAUUUUUUUGGAGAAGGUUCUUCCAUGGCUGGGAGCAAUUGAUGACAAUGUGAAACAAGAAGGCGCAAUUGAAGCACUUGCCUGUGUAAUGGAACAACUAGAUGUUGGCAUUGUUCCAUAUAUUGUCCUUUUAGUUGUUCCUGUGUUGGGAAGAAUGAGUGAUCAGACAGACAGUGUAAGAUUUAUGGCUACCCAGUGUUUUGCAACACUAAUUAGACUCAUGCCACUUGAGGCAGGCAUUCCAGAUCCCCCAAAUAUGUCAGAAGAAUUAAUCCAAUUGAAAGCAAAGGAACGACACUUUUUGGAGCAAUUGUUAGAUGGGAAAAAGUUGGAAAAUUAUAAAAUUCCAGUACCGAUCAAUGCUGAACUCCGAAAAUAUCAGCAGGAUGGUGUGAACUGGUUAGCAUUUCUUAAUAAGUAUAAACUUCAUGGAAUUCUGUGUGAUGACAUGGGUUUAGGGAAAACUUUACAGUCCAUCUGCAUCCUGGCAGGAGAUCAUUGCCACAGGGCCCAGGAAUAUGCAAGAUCAAAAUUGGCAGAAUGUAUGCCACUUCCUUCUUUGGUGGUUUGUCCACCAACGUUAACAGGUCAUUGGGUGGAUGAAGUAGGUAAAUUUUGCUCCAGAGAAUAUCUCAAUCCAUUGCACUAUACUGGGCCUCCCACUGAAAGAAUAAGGUUACAGCACCAAGUAAAAAGGCACAAUCUGAUAGUGGCUUCAUAUGAUGUUGUGAGGAAUGACAUAGAUUUCUUUAGAAAUAUUAAAUUUAACUACUGUAUUCUUGAUGAAGGCCAUGUCAUCAAAAAUGGAAAAACAAAAUUGUCAAAAGCGGUUAAACAACUAACUGCUAAUUACAGGAUUAUUCUUUCUGGAACACCAAUCCAGAACAACGUUUUGGAGCUGUGGUCAUUAUUUGAUUUCCUCAUGCCAGGAUUUUUGGGUACUGAACGCCAGUUUGCUGCUCGAUAUGGUAAACCUAUAUUAGCAAGUAGGGAUGCUCGAAGCUCCAGUCGAGAACAAGAAGCAGGUGUUCUUGCUAUGGAUGCCCUGCACCGCCAAGUCCUGCCAUUUCUUUUGAGAAGAAUGAAAGAAGAUGUUCUGCAGGAUCUCCCACCUAAAAUUAUUCAAGACUAUUAUUGCACUCUCAGUCCUCUCCAGGUUCAGCUCUAUGAAGAUUUUGCUAAGUCUCGUGCCAAGUGUGAUGUUGAUGAAACAGUUUCUUCAGCUGCACUUUCUGAAGAAACUGAAAAACCAAAGCUUAAAGCUACAGGCCAUGUAUUCCAGGCAUUACAGUACUUACGUAAGCUGUGCAACCAUCCAGCAUUAGUCUUAACACCUCAACAUCCGGAGUUCAAGAGCACUACUGAAAAACUGGCAGUUCAGAAUUCUUCUCUUCAUGAUAUUCAGCAUGCUCCAAAACUCUCAGCUUUGAAACAGUUGCUGUUGGACUGUGGUUUGGGAAAUGGCAGCACUUCCGAGAGUGGCACAGAGUCUGUUGUGGCCCAGCAUAGAAUACUGAUCUUCUGCCAGCUUAAAAGCAUGCUUGAUAUCGUAGAACAUGAUCUUCUCAAACCUCACCUGCCUUCUGUCACUUAUUUGAGAUUAGAUGGCAGCAUACCUCCUGGUCAGAGGCAUUCCAUUGUUUCUCGGUUUAACAAUGAUCCAUCCAUAGAUGUUCUCUUACUUACAACUCACGUUGGUGGCCUGGGGCUUAACUUGACAGGCGCUGACACGGUGGUAUUUGUGGAGCACGACUGGAAUCCCAUGCGAGAUCUACAAGCCAUGGACCGGGCCCAUCGCAUUGGGCAGAAACGUGUGGUUAACGUGUACCGAUUGAUAACCAGAGGAACGUUGGAAGAGAAAAUAAUGGGUUUGCAGAAAUUCAAAAUGAACAUAGCGAAUACCGUUAUUAGCCAAGAGAAUUCUAGUUUGCAGAGUAUGGGGACCGAUCAACUUCUUGAUCUGUUCACUCUUGAUAAGGAUGGCAAAGCAGAAAAAGCUGACACCUCUACUUCUGGAAAAGCAAGUAUGAAAUCAAUUCUUGAAAACCUGAGUGAUCUCUGGGAUCAAGAGCAAUAUGAUUCAGAGUACAGCCUGGAAAAUUUUAUGCAUUCUCUCAAGUAACUGUCAAAUAUUAUAAAUGCAAUUGCUGCUAGUUCAGUUACAUUUCUGCUGAUAUUCAGCAAAUUUCUAAGUUUAUGGUGAACUUUCAACUCAAUGUGUAAAUAGAUCGGAAGAAUAUUCAGCGUAACGCUGGCUCUUGUUUCACUGGGGGGAACAAGUUAUUCUCAAAUAUUUGCACUGUAUUAAAUUUAAAUGUUAAUGUGAAAUGGUUUAAAUUUUACAUACUGAAAAGCUGCAGAGCAGAGGAACCAAACCAGGUUUACGUGUGCUACCAGGAGGUGUUCUUACAGGGAACAAGCCUCCUAUCUUUACAUAGUCACUUUGUACAGGAUGAUAUCCAUGAGUACUUUAGUGUUCAUGUACAUUUUUUCUUUUAAAUAGAACUCGUUUUUAUAAUUGAUUAAAGAUAGGGCUUUUUUUGUAUAAAAGCCUUAAUGAGCCAUAAUUUUAAGACUAUAAGAAUAACAACUAUGAUAUUGGUCAGUCUUGGAACAUGAAAAUGUUAGACAAUGAAUUUAGGUCCUUGGUGGAAACCUUUAUAUAUUUAAUGUAGCUGCAUAGUGUUUUUCAAAUCUUUAACAUCAUUUUUUCAACUUUUAAAAUAUAAUAUCAACUAUUCUAAAUACAGGUAAUGGUAUAUUUAAGGCUACCAUAACAUCCUAUUAAGAGGGUGGUUUUUUUUUUAAUUUAUCUAAUGGCUAGGAUAUAGCCAGAUUCAAAGAACAUAUGUACUCAAUAGGUUUCAAUCAUAUAUAUAAUAUAUUUUUUGUAACUAUGAACAUAUACAGUUUUCCAGAAGUAGAUUUUACACUGUUUAGAAUUCCAAAACCUAUGUGAAAAGACUGUUUAUUGUAGUAAUGCAUGAUUGAAACAUAAAAGUGAAAAAGAUUACCUUUUUAUACACAAACAUACACAGAUACACAUAUCUCUAUGCACAAAUGUACCUAUCUUGCACCCAAAAAUACGCCUGGUAUUGGCACUAAAAUCAUGUAGUUAUACUGGGCAGCAAUAAGAAUUGGGCAUGAAACUGAUUAGUGUUAGAAAAGUGAGCUCAGUGGUGAGGGUGGGUAUAUGUAGGUAGAUAUGCAUGUAUGUGUAUGUAUAUAUAAUUUUAUAAAUUUCACACAUAAAUUAAUACCUGCCUGUGUGCAUACAUAUGUAUGGAAAUAUUUGUAUAUAUAUGUACAGGUAAUAAACAUCCCCAAGGUUUGUGGCUGGCCAUACCCAUAGGCAUCAGUUUGAAAACCAUCAGACCUCAACUGUACAAUAACAUGUGUUUUGUUUAAAAUCAUUAAAAUUAUACUGUUCUGCAGCAUUUAGACAUGGACAUUUGUCACAUUUCAGUAGUUUUGACAACCAUACUGUAACAUUAAACCUAGCAUUCCACAAGAGAAUAAAUAUAAGAUUGAAACUGUAAAA